AUGGAGAAAGUCGACGCUCAUUCGCCGCCCGAGACUUGCCAACUCAUGACUCAAUCAGGCAUCGCUAAAGCCAAACUCCCAUGGGCAGACCUCAUCAUCAAGUCCUUUUUCGGUGGCAUCUUUAUCUCACUCGGAUCACUAUUCGACCUUGUCGUCGCAGGUGGAGCGCCAGGUCUGCGCGAAUCGAACCCUUCUCUCAUCACCCUUCUGGCCGCCUUCACAUUCCCCAUCGGGUUUGUUCUUGUCAUUCUCACAAACUUCGAACUGGUGACGAGCAACAUGACCGUUAUGAUGUACACAACCUUGCAGAGAAAGACGAGUCUAGAGUUCAACAUCAAUUGGUGGUUUAACUUCACGAGAGGGAUCGGCUGCAAUUGGCUCGUAGGCUUGGCGGUGUAUCUUGCCACGAGUAGCAAGGACAACUUCUCCAAGAUCGUUGGUAUCUGGAUCCCCAUCUGGGCAUUCGUGGCACUGGGCUACCAGCACUCCGUGGCCAAUUUCUUCCUCGUCCCCAUUGGAAUGUUUUACGGCACAAACUUUGGUGUUGACUGGGCAACCUCUACCAAUUUUGUGGAAGAUAAUUAA
Fusarium tjaetaba is the source of this 585-nucleotide messenger RNA. Its product is annotated as formate transporter. Lineage: Eukaryota; Fungi; Ascomycota; Sordariomycetes; Hypocreales; Nectriaceae. The transcript is spliced from 4 exons. The coding region runs from base 1 to 585 and encodes 194 amino acids. The record is from RefSeq and is a predicted model, not a curated record. Gene Ontology annotation, biological process: transmembrane transport; nitrite transport. Gene Ontology annotation, cellular component: membrane. Gene Ontology annotation, molecular function: high-affinity secondary active nitrite transmembrane transporter activity.